Messenger RNA from Spirodela intermedia, 4552 nucleotides. The record is from the annotation of a GenBank genome assembly. NCBI's taxonomy places the organism in Eukaryota, Viridiplantae, Streptophyta, Magnoliopsida, Alismatales, Araceae.
AUGGGGGGCGGGAGGAGGAGGAUACGGUUCAGUAAGAUCUACACCUUCUCUUGUGGGAAGCAUUCUCUGCAGGAGGAGCAUUCCCAGAUUGGAGGAAGAGGGUACUCCCGCAGAGCCUUCGUCAAUGAGCCCGAUUGCCUCGAGGCGAGGAAUCUCGCCUAUGUCUCCAACUACGUCUCCACAACCAAGUACACCGUGGCCACCUUCCUACCCAAGUCCCUGUUCGAGCAGUUCAGGAGGGUCGCCAACAUCUACUUCCUCAUCAGCGCCUGCCUCUCCUUCACCCCCCUCGCCCCUUACACCGCCGUCAGCGCCGUCGUCCCUCUUAUCGUCGUCAUCGGCGCCACCAUGGUCAAGGAGGCCGUCGAAGACUGGCGCCGCUUCCAACAGGUAAACCCCCACCCACCCUUCUUCUUCCUGGUUUCUCCUCCCCUUCCUUCUACUUGCUGGUUUCUUCUCCACCUCCUCCUACUUCCUGGUUUCUUCUUCUUCUUCUUCUUCUUCUUCUUCUUCUUCUUCCUGGUUUCAUCAUCCUCUUCUUCUUGCUGGUUUCUUCGUGGGCAGGAUGUGGAGGUGAACAAUCGGAGGAUCAAAGUGCAUCGGGGGGGCGGCGAGUUCGACAGCACGGAUUGGAAGAAUCUGAGGGUGGGGGACAUAGUGAAGGUGGAGAAGGACCACUUCUUCCCCGCCGACCUGGUCCUCCUGUCCUCGAGCUACGAGGACGGGAUCUGCUAUGUGGAGACCAUGAACCUGGACGGGGAGACCAACCUGAAGCUCAAGCAGGCCCUGGAUUCUACCUCUUCUUCUCAGGAGGAUUCGAGUUUCAGAGACUUUCGGGCCGUGAUCAAAUGCGAGGACCCCAACGCCAAUCUCUACACCUUCAUCGGCACCAUGGAUUACCAGGGCCAGCAGCUCCCCCUCUCCCCCCAGCAGAUCCUCCUCAGAGACUCCAAGCUCCGCAACACAGAGCACAUCUUCGGCGCAGUAAUCUUCACCGGGCAAGACACCAAGGUCAUGCAGAACGCCACCGACCCGCCAUCGAAGCGGAGCAAGGUCGAGCGGAAGAUGGAUAAGAUCAUCUACCUGCUCCUGUGCAUGCUGUUCUUGAUCGCCGCCAUUGGGUCCGUCUUCUUCGGCAUCGCCACCGACGAGGACCUCUCCGGCGGCAAGAUGAAGCGGUGGUACCUCCGACCGGACGACACGGAGAUCUACUUCGACCCCAAAAGGGUCGCGGCGGCGUCCAUCUUCCACGCCCUCACGGCCAUGCUCCUGUUCAGCUACUUCAUCCCCAUCUCCCUCUACGUCUCGAUCGAGAUCUGCAAGAUCUUGCAGAGCAUGUUCAUCAACCAGGACGUGGCCAUGUACUACGAGGAGGCCGACAAGCCCGCCCACGCGAGGACCUCGAACCUCAACGAGGAGCUCGGGCAGGUAGACACGGUGCUCUCCGACAAGACGGGGACGUUGACCUGCAACUCCAUGGAGUUCAUCAAGUGCUCCAUCGCCGGCAUCGCCUACGGCCGCGGGGUGACGGAGGUGGAGAGGGCGCUGGCCAAGAGGAAGGGCUCCCCGCUGCCGCCGCGGUCGGAGGACAGCGAGUGGAGCGACGGCGCCGCCCCCGCCCCCGCCGUGAAGGGAUUCAACUUCAAGGACGAGAGGAUCAUGGGAGGGAACUGGGUCAACGAGCCCCGUUCCGACGCCAUACAGAGAUUCUUCCGCCUGCUCGCCGUCUGCCACACGGCCAUUCCCGAGCUAGACGAGGACUCCGGCAAGAUCUCCUACGAGGCCGAGUCCCCCGACGAAGCUGCGUUCGUCAUCGCCGCCAGGGAACUAGGCUUCGAGUUCUACCAGAGGACCCAGACGAGCAUAUCCAUCAACGAGCUCGAUCCCUCCUCCGGCCGGAUUGUCCAGAGGUUCGUCGAUUCCAUGCCCAACGACAAAUACCUAUCCGCAUAGAAUUAACCAACAUGCUGGUGUUCUACUGGUUCAUUUCUUGAUGAUGAUGAUGUUCCUUGCAGGGGGUACAAGCUGCUGAACAUCUUGGAGUUCAACAGCACCAGGAAGAGGAUGUCCGUGGUGGUGAGAGACGCAGAGGGGAAGCUCCUGCUGCUGAGCAAGGGCGCCGACAAGUUCGUGACUUUUCUGUGCCGAGAAUGUUGCUGAAUCUGUGCUGCGAUUUUUUGCUUGCUGAUCGGCGUGUCCGUGGGCGUGUGCGCAGCGUCAUGUUCGAGCGGCUGGCGAAGGGGGGAAGGGAGUUCGAGGAGGCGACCAAGGAGCACAUCAAGGAGUACGCUGAUGCGGGGCUGAGGACGCUCAUCCUGGCCUAUAGGGAGCUGGCCGAAGAGGAGUACCAGGCCUUCAACAAGCUCUUCACUGAGGCGAAGAACUCGAUCAGCGCCGACAGGGCCGACAAGGUCGACGAGGCGGCGGACAAGAUCGAGCAGAAUCUCAUCCUCCUCGGCGCAACCGCUGUGGAGGACAAACUCCAGAACGGGGUACGUGGGGUUUCCUCCUUCUUAGUCCUACGAUUAUUACCAUUAAUAGACGAUCAAAGGGGGAGCUUAUACGACGCCCCGGAUUGGAUGAUUUCAGGUCCCCGAGUGCAUCGACAAGCUUGCCCAGGCGGGAAUCAAGAUCUGGGUGCUCACCGGAGAUAAGAUGGAGACAGCCAUCAACAUAGGGUAACCAUGAAAGCCUCUGCCUCUGCCUCUGCUCGAGAGAGGCUGACCUUCGUCGUCAACCUGACCCCUCGUGUCCUCGUGUUCCUACAGCUUCGCGUGCAGCCUGCUGAGAGAAGGGAUGAAGAAGAUCAUCAUCACCCUGGACUCGCCCGAAAUCAAGGCUCUGGAGAAGGAGGGCAACAAGAGCACCAUCUCCAAAGUAAGCGAGCUCUUCUUCCCCAACAUCCAGACCGAGGGAGCAGCCGGCGGGAAGUGGUUUCUCACUUGCCUGUGUGCCUGGUGGUGUUUCAGGCAUCGAAGGCGAACGUCGUGCAGCAGAUAACGGAGGGGAAGUCGUCUCUUUCCAAGUCCAAAACGGACGCCUUCGCCCUGAUCAUCGACGGGAAGUCGCUGGCGUAUGCUCUCGAGGACGACGUGAAGAAUAUUUUCCUGUCUCUCGCCGUCGGCUGCGCCUCCGUCAUCUGCUGCCGCUCCUCCCCCAAGCAGAAGGCCCUGGUCAGUCUUCUUCUUCGUCAUCAUCAUCUUCUUCUUCUUCUCCCUGGUUUUCAUCUUCUUCGUCUUCUUGUUCUUCCUGGUUUCAUCAUCUUCUUCUUCUUGUUCUUGCAGGUGACGAGGCUGGUGAAGACCGGCACGGGGAACACCACGCUGGCGAUCGGCGACGGCGCCAACGACGUCGGCAUGCUGCAGGAAGCCGACAUCGGGAUCGGCAUCAGCGGCUUCGAAGGAAUGCAGGCCGUCAUGGCGAGCGACAUCGCCAUCGCCCAGUUCCGGUUCCUGGAGCGGCUGCUCCUCGUUCACGGGCACUGGUGCUACCGGCGGCUGUCCACGAUGGUACGGACCCACGCGCGGUGGCAACGCCGCCACCCUCUUCUUCUUCUUCUUCACUCCGCCUUCACCGUUGUACUGGCUGACGAAUGUGGUGUGCGCCGCCGCAGAUAUGCUACUUCUUCUACAAGAACAUCACCUUCGGCUUCACGCUGUUCCUGUUCGAGGCGUACACGUCCUUCUCCGGGCAGGCCGCCUACAAUGACUGGUUCAUGGCCUUCUACAACGUCUUCUUCACCUCGCUGCCGGCCAUCGCCCUCGGCGUCUUCGACCAGGAUGUCUCCGCCCGCUACUGCCUCAAGGUACACCGCCGCCGCCGCCGAGCUCAAUCGAGAGACCCUGCAGAUUUGAUUUGAUUCGAUGUUAGUGAGCUGAAUGAAUAACCUGGUGGCCGGAUGCAGUUCCCCAUUCUGUACCAGGAAGGCGUGCAGAACGUGCUCUUCCGGUGGCGGCGGAUCAUCGGGUGGAUGCUGAACGGGGUCUGCAACGCCGUCGUCGUCUUCUUCUUCUGCGCGGCGGCGCUGGAGCACCAGGCCUUCCGGAAGGGCGGCGAGGUCAUCAGCCGCGACAUCUUCGGCGCCGUGAUGUACACCUGCGUCGUCUGGGUGGUCAACUGCCAGAUGGCACUCUCCAUCAGCUACUUCACGCUGAUUCAGCACGUCUUCGUGUGGGGCAGCAUAGCCACCUGGUACCUCUUCCUGCUGGCCUACGGCGCCAUCACGCCCACCAUCUCCACCACCGCCUUCAAGGUCUUCGCCGAGGGGUUGGCCCCCGCGCCUUCCUACUGGGUGCUGACGCUUCUCGUCGUGGUGGCCACGCUCAUCCCAUACUUCGCCUACGCGGCCAUCAGGAUGAGGUUCUUUCCCAUGUACCACGGCAUGAUCCAGUGGCUGCGCCACGAGGGCCAGUGCGACGACCCAGAGUACUGCCAGAUGGUGAGACAGAGGUCCUUAAGGGUCACCACCGUAGGGUACACCGCGCGGAUUGAGGCCAAGUCCGGCCACCACCACCGCAAGCACAAGGUGCACAGUAACCUUUACGCCUCGUGA